GAGUCUAGUCCGGCGGUGUGUGUGUAUUUUAACUACCACGUGGUGGAGCACAGCCUCAUCAAACUUUGUUCUGGUUUUAAACCCUGAACUGGGACACAAAGUUCUACAUUUGGAAAACAUAUUAUUCAAAGCAAAAAGUUUCUCUGCAAUCAACUUUAUUGGAUUGUAACUCAGAAACCCACAUUUUCAGUCUCUCCUAAAAAUGCCAACCACACGCUUGUGCUGAGAAAACGGAUUGCGAUGAUCGUGCCCAACGUGAGCCUCAACGGCUGCACAAGGACCAAUAGCGCGCUGUGCGCGGGUGCUGGAGACAGGAAUCUGGAAGCGUCAUACCGCACCACCCUAAGCCCGACCGGGAACCUAAUAGUCGCUGUGUGUUUGGGCUUUAUCGGUACCUUCGGAUUCCUCAACAACCUCCUGGUUCUCGUCCUCUUCUGCCGCUACAAGGUGCUGCGCUCGCCUAUCAACCUGCUACUAAUGAACAUUUCCUUCAGCGAUCUGCUUGUGUGUGUGGUGGGCACUCCGUUCAGUUUCGCGGCAAGUACGCAAGGAAGAUGGCUCAUAGGAAAAAGUGGAUGUGUAUGGUACGGCUUUGCCAAUUCACUAUUUGGCAUCGUGUCCCUCAUCUCCCUGGCCGUGCUCUCCUACGAGCGCUACAGCACCAUGAUGGGCCCAACCAAGGCAGACUCCACCAACUACCGGAAGGUAGCCUUGGGCGUCGCUUUCUCCUGGUUCUACUCCUUGAUGUGGACCCUGCCGCCGCUCUUCGGCUGGAGCCGCUACGGCCCCGAGGGGCCCGGUACCACAUGUUCCGUGGACUGGAAGGCCAAGAGUGCCAACAAUGUCUCGUACAUCCUCUGCCUCUUUGUUUUCUGCCUCAUCAUCCCCUUCCUGGUCAUAGUCUACUGCUAUGGUAAGCUGUUGUAUGCAAUCAAACAGGUUAGCGGCAUCAACACAGCUAUGAGCAGGAAGAGGGAGCACCGUGUUCUUGUCAUGGUAGUCGCCAUGGUGCUAGUGUACCUGAUGUGCUGGGUGCCCUACGGGGUCAUGGCCUUGCUGGCCACCUUCGGACGCCCCAGCCUGGUCACCCCUGAGGCCAGCAUCGUGCCGUCGGUCUUGGCCAAAACCAGCACGUUCAUCAACCCCGUUAUCUAUAUCUUCAUGAACAAGCAGUUCUACAGGUGCUUCCGAGCCCUGCUGAGGUGCCAAGAGCCCCAGAGGGGUUCCAGCGUCAGGAGCUCCUCCAAGGCGCCGACCAAAGCUGUCCGUGGUGGCACCCACAAAACCAACGACAACAACAUCACCUUCGAGGUGGCCUCCCUCGGGCAGCCCACCAGCGUCGUCCCCCAGCUGGGGAACGCAACUGUGUACGCAGCUGUCCCCGCUUCCUCUGACAUGGUCAAGCCCAAGAUGGUGUCGCUAGUGGCCCACUACAACGGCAAAGGUCUGGGGCCGUUAGGGGUUUUGACCUCUAGGAACCAAUUACAGGGAGGGGAGGUGGAUCCAGAGGGGCCGUCAAAGUGGAUUUAGUGCUGUUACGAGGCUUGCCUCUUGCUAGUAUGAUGGACAGGAGGCAUAGAGGGAAAUCUUUGAAAGCCUCCUGACUCUUCGGAAGUGGAGCCACAGGAGCUACUAGUCCGUCUUGAGGAAGGGCUCUGCACAAUGUUAUACAUAUUUUCGCCAUUUACCAUCUCAAAUACGCCUAUGGACUGAGAGUGGGGAGAAAAGGGUGUGAAAAAACCCUGUUAUUUUGUACCAUUUCUAAUGUUUUGUCGAAUAUAUUAGUUCUAUGAAAUGUCAUGAUGUGACUUCCCCAUCUGUACCUUUACAGUACAAAGAUAAAGAGAGAUGAAGAGUGCAUUUUUGUGUUGAUCUGAGAUUGUAAUCACAGAUUGAGGAAACUCAAUUAUUGUAUUCAAGUAUUUUCAGGAGACAGUUUUCAAAAGUAUCAAGAUGACAAAGCGCUUAUGACAAAAAAACAAAAAACACUAAAGGUAAUGAUGGGAUUUGUACUGUUCAUGAUUUUUUUUUUUUUGAUUGCUGAACUCAGCAGUUCCAUCACUCAAACGUAUUCAAUUGUAGCUAUAGUUACGUAUAUAAUUUGUGUCAUAAACAUAGGUAGCAUGAGUCUGACAUGUAUAUUUAUUUUGAAAAACAUUUUAUGUAAAUAUUUUUAAAACGUACAAAAAGCUGCAUAUGUGGGACAUGAAUCUGGAGGUCCACGAUACUGUUAGUUUUCUUUUCUCCCUGGUGGUUAAUUGAUUAAUGUAACUUAUUGGCCAGAGAUUCCACUCACUGUGUUAGGUCGCAAUCAGUCCCUGAUUAUUUCUGGCCUUGCAGUCUGAAUCUGAGAAAAGGGGAUCUAAUCUGUUCUGACAAAAAUGUUGUAUUUUUUUUUUUUUUUUUUUUACAAUAUGUUAUGUUGGGUCUGUAGGCACUGCAAUCCUCAAGUGACUUGAAUAGAGCCCUGCUAUGUAAUAUAAACUAGUUUGAACAACUUUACAGCAUAAUGUACAAUAGUUUGUUCCUUUUCAUGUGAAAUAUGAUGGCCCAUGUUGUGAUUCAGGGCCUGCAAAUAGCUAGGUGUCCAGCCAAAAUGUGUGGCUUACUGUAGCUAUGGCUAGAUAUCACCUAUCAUACUAAAUUAGGCUUGCUAGUGUUAGCAUGUGCGACACUCACCGCCCAUCAUCUCGAUUAGUGUUCAGCAUUUACCCAUUUUAAUAAUACCACUACAUCCCUGGCUUUAUGUCUAGCCAGUUUGUGUGACCCCCCCCAUUUGGUCAACACAAUUGACAUCCCGAGUUAAGCCUAAAAUUAUGCGAAAUGAUUGUAAAUUGCUUCAAACGGCAGAGGCCUCAUCUAUAUAGAAAGCACGUUACACAGUAAUUACACAAUUCAUUACUGCUACCUAGUUACUUCUACUACUAGAUAGGUUGUUUACUUUGUCUAAUUGGUUCAAUUUGAAUAUCAAUGAAGUACUUUGGGACAGAAAACCAAGAAAAUAAUCACAUUUGCAUCAUACCCAAUUGGGUCUGACUGCAUGACCUGUUAAGUGAACGUGGAGGACUGGUAGAGCAUGGGCUCUUGAAAUAUUGCACUGUAGCCUUAUGUCUUACAAAAUGUACUGUGUACAUUGGUCCUCAACCUUUGAGGCUGUGCUCAGUGCUUCAGGUGGAAUACAACAUAUGUAUUGGUGCACCAGUGAGUAGGCUUAAUGGCCCACUGCAUGUACAGUGUGUGCAGUAUGAACAAAAGGAACUUCCUGUUUUUUUAUUGUUUUUUUAAGUGGAGCACAUUUUUGUUCAAAUCUGAAAAAAUACAGGAGGCAUGAAUAUUAUUUAGGUUUUUGUUAACAAUACAAUGGUUAUGUAGGCGUUAUAAAAGUCUUGAGUUGACCAUGCUGAAUGAGAGUAACCGUUGGUAGUGUAAUGUUAUCUCGCUGGGAAAAUGUACAUGUUUAAGAGUGUAUGUCGAUGUGUGUUUUAAUUGACCACGACGACUGUUAAAGCGGGAAUCAGCAGCGGAAAACAAUAACAAGAGAAAUGUCGAGAAAUGGGCUGGAGAAAUGUAGCACUCUCAAAGUCAUAGACAGAGCUAUGGAUGCAGGGACAAAAUGACAGUUCUGACCAUUUACUUUGUUUAACAAACACUGGAGUAAAACAAGCUUAUAUUUUGGUUCUGACGGGGUACGACAGUUGAACUAAGGUCAUGAGGCAUUUGUACGUUGUUCUUCAAGAAUCAAUGGGUACAUAUACAUUUAUAUGUCCAAAAAUGUGUGUAGCACCUGCAGAUUGCACCUUCAUCUACGGACAGACCAGUUACAGUAUGUAAAUAAUAUUAUACCAAAGCAAUAGGAAUUUCAUACUGUAUUGAGUAAUAAAGACUUUUUGAAAACAA
This is a messenger RNA of Salvelinus fontinalis (brook trout), 3897 nucleotides long. Its product is annotated as vertebrate ancient opsin-like. Gene Ontology annotation, biological process: G protein-coupled receptor signaling pathway; visual perception. Gene Ontology annotation, cellular component: membrane; photoreceptor outer segment. The transcript has 4 exons. The record is from RefSeq and is a predicted model, not a curated record. Gene Ontology annotation, molecular function: G protein-coupled receptor activity. NCBI's taxonomy places the organism in Eukaryota, Metazoa, Chordata, Actinopteri, Salmoniformes, Salmonidae. The coding region runs from base 241 to 1530 and encodes 429 amino acids.